Molecule: messenger RNA, 195 nt
Organism: Enterobius vermicularis (human pinworm)
Lineage: Eukaryota; Metazoa; Nematoda; Chromadorea; Rhabditida; Oxyuridae
Source: the annotation of a GenBank genome assembly
ACCGAUAUGUUUGAUUUAUUUACCUGGGAAUGUGAUGAUGUAAGCUGCUGUGAAAGUUAUCGGUUUCGGGUGCUGCUUCUGUUUGUCUCAUUAUCGUUUAUCGUUUUGGCAAUUAUUGUUGCGCUGGUUUGGUUAUCCUUCGAAUUUAGGCCUUCAUACAGCUUUAUGAAGUGUUUUUCUUCAUCUACUAAAGUA